This is a messenger RNA of Peromyscus eremicus (cactus mouse), 3820 nucleotides long. It is a transcript of the gene Ankrd24, whose product is annotated as ankyrin repeat domain 24. The coding region runs from base 1 to 3456 and encodes 1151 amino acids. The record is from RefSeq and is a predicted model, not a curated record. NCBI's taxonomy places the organism in Eukaryota, Metazoa, Chordata, Mammalia, Rodentia, Cricetidae. The transcript has 21 exons. Gene Ontology annotation, molecular function: actin binding.
AUGAAGCAGCUGUGCCUGUGCGCAGCCGCCUCCUUCGCGGUAGGCAUUUGGGUCCCUCUGCGCCUUCCCCUCCUUCCCGGGAAGAUGCUCGGCGGGGGCGGGGGCGGGGGUGGGGCAGCUGCAGGGCGCGGGGCCGACGUGGAGGACCGUGCCAGGGCCUCUGUUUUAGAGACGCUGUCUCGAGGCCCCCAGCCAGGACCACCUACCCCACAGCUCCGGCUCAGCCCCACCGACCUCGGCUCCUGCCCGCCCUGUGGCCCGUGCCCUAUCCCGAAACCCGCAGCAAGAGGCAGGCGCCAGGGCCAAGACUGGGGCAAAAGUGACCAGCGCCUGCUCCAGGCCGUGGAGAACAACGAUGUGGCCAGAGUGGCCUCGUUGAUCGCUCACAAAGGGCUGGUGCCCACAAAACUGGACCCCGAGGGCAAGUCUGCGUUCCACUUGGCAGCCAUGAGGGGUGCGGCGGGCUGUCUGGAGGUGAUGCUGGGUCAAGGCUCAGACGUCAUGAGCACAGAUGGAGCAGGUUACAAUGCCCUUCACCUGGCAGCCAAGUAUGGGCAUCCUGAGUGCCUGAAGCAACUCUUGGAGGCUUCCUGCGUGGUGGACAUUGAGGACAGCAGUGGGUGGACAGCCCUUCACCAUGCAGCGGCUGGUGGUUGUCUGUCCUGCUCAAAGCUGCUCUGCUCUUUCAAGGCACAUCUGAACCCCCGGGAUCGGUCGGGUGCCACACCCCUCAUGAUAGCAGCCCAGAUGUGUCACACAGACCUGUGCCGCCUCCUCCUACAGCAGGGGGCUGCAGCAAAUGACCAGGACCUGCAAGGCAGGACAGCCUUGAUGCUGGCAUGUGAGGGGGCCAGCCCUGAGACCGUUGAAGUACUCCUGCAGGGUGGAGCCCAGCCAGGCAUCACCGAUGCACUGGGCCAGGACGCCACUCACUACGGAGCCCUGACCGGGGACAAACUCAUCUUGCAGCUUCUACGGGAGUCUGCGCAGCGCCCUUCACGUCCCAGUGCCUCUCUAGAGGAUGACUCCGGAGAGGCAUCGUCUCAGAACUCGGUGUCCAGCCACGAAAAGCGAGGGGCCCCCAAGAAGCGGAAGGCACCCCAGCCUCCAGCCAGCACGCCUGUUCCCGACGAUCAGGAUGCUUAUGAGGAGAUUGUCCGUCUGCGCCAAGAGAGAGGCCGCCUCCUACAGAAGAUCAGGGGACUGGAACAGCACAAGGAACGGAGGAGAAGGGAGCCCCUGGAAGCAGAGGCCAGCUCAGUGCACAGCCUGGAGAGGCAGGUGCAGGAGCUGCAGCAGCUGCUGGCGGAGAAGCAGGAGGAGAAGGAGAGCCUGGGCCGGGAGGUGGAGAGCCUACAGAGCCGCCUGUCCCUGCUGGAGAACGAGAGGGAGAACACCAGCUAUGAUGUAGCCACCCUGCAGGACGAGGAGGGUGAGAUGUCUGACUUUCCAGGAGCGGAUGCUUUGUUGUCAAAGCCUCUCCGGCCGGCAGCUGAGGAGCUGGUGGCGUCCCUUCAGGAGCAGGUGGCUCGGCUCACCAGGCAGAACCAGGAGCUGCUGGAGAAGGUCCAGAUCUUUGAGGAGUUUGAGAAGGACGAGGUGCAGACAGCGGAAGACAGUCAGCCCGAGGUAGUCCCUCUGGUCUUGUAUGACUCCCUGAGGGCAGAGCUUGCGCAGCUCCGGAGGCAGCACGAAGAGGCCAUGCAUGCGCUGCAGCAGCAGCAGCAGCAGCAGCAGCGGGAGGUGACCAGGGGUCAUGGGGCAGAAGAGACAGCACACAAGGAGAGCGAGGACAAGGACACCACCUCCCAGAAUGGACCCAGUGUCCCGGAGCUCAAUGGCACCACGUAUCCAGAAACCACAGCCAAUGGCACCGAACCCCAAGCCGGAGGCUCCGUGGGCGUCGGGAACACAGAAGCCAGUGCUUCAGAAGUGGCACCCACAGAGCCCGAGGCUGCAGGCUCAGAGGCCACGGGGAAAGAUGGAGUGGCAGUGGAGGUCGUGGACACUAGAACCACCGUGGCUCAGGCCCUAGAUGUGAACGCUGAAAGUGAGCUGGAGGCAGAAGUCACAGGAGUGAAGGAGAAUCCAGGGAUGAAGGCUAAUGGAGAGCAUGUGGUGCAAGAUGGGCUCACAGGGACAGGGACUAGAAACAUGGAGGCCACCGGAGAAGAGGCCACGGUAGUGAAGGCCACAGAACUGCGGGAUACCGGAGUUCAGGCCACAGGAGCAGAGGCUGUGGCAGUGAAGACCACGGGAGUGCAGGCCACAGUGGCAGAGGUCAUAGGAGUGAAGGUCACAGGAGUGCAGGCCACGGUGACAGAGGACACAGGAGUAGAAGCCACCGGAGCGCAGGCCACUGUGACAGAGGCCAAGGGAGCAGAGGCUACGGGAGCUCAUGCCACCACCCUGGAGGCCACGGGGGCACAAGCCACAGACACCAUAGGAGCGCUGGCCACCAUGGCAGAGGCCAACGGAGCCGAGGCCAUAGGACUCAAGGCCACGGAAGCGGAGGCCACCCGCACAGAGGGCCCCUGCACCGCGGCCCUGCACCCGGGGGCGGCGGCGGCGGCGCUGCAGGCCGAGCUGGAGACCCGGAUCCGCGGCCUGGAGGAGGCGCUGCGCCAGCGGGAGCGGGAGGCGGAGGCCGAGCUGGAGGCCGCCCGGGGCCGGUUUGCGGAGGCGGAGGCGGAGGCAGAGGAGGCGGCACGGGGGCGGAGCCGCGAGCUGGAGGCGCUGCGGGAGCUGCUGGCCACGGCCACGGCCACGGGCGAGCACGCACGCGCGGAGGCCGCCGAGCUGCGCCAAGCGCUGUCGGCCUCCGAGGCCCGGGCCGCCGACCUCAGCUCCGCCCUUGACACGGCCCGCGAGGAGCUGGAGCGCAUGCGCGGGGCCUCAGUGCCCGCGGACGAGCACGAGCAGGCGCUGGGCGCGCUGCGCGACCACGUGACCCGCCUGCAGGCGCAGCUUGCGGAGCUGGCGCGCAAGCACGAGAAGACAAGCGCCGAGGUCUUCCAGGUGCAGCGUGAGGCAUUGUUUAUGAAGAGCGAGAGGCACGCGGCCGAGGCCCAGCUGGCCACGGCCGAGCAGCAGCUCCGGGGGCUUCGUACAGAGGCCGAGAGGGCACGCCAGGCCCAGAGCCGUGCCCAGGAGGCCCUGGACAAGGCCAAGGAGAAGGACAAGAAGAUCACAGAACUGUCCAAAGAAGUCUUCACACUGAAGGAGUCUCUGAAGAUGCAGCAGACAGCCCCUGCCAGCGCCAAGGAGGAAGCCCUGCGCAGCCAGGUGGUAGCCAUGCAGCAGCGGAUGGAGGAGGAGGCCCGGGAGCACGGUGCUGUGGUGACUCUAUACCGCACUCAUCUCCUGUAUGCCAUGCAGGGACAGAUGGAUGAGGACGUCCAGUGCAUUCUCAGCCAGAUCCUGCAGAUGCAGCGGCUACAGGCUCAGGGCCGCUGAGGACACAGCUCAGCCGUUCAGUCUCCAUCCUUCACCUCUGCAAGCUGAAGCUACAGAGACCACCUUCCCCAUUCCCCCAGGGUGAUGAAUGGAACUCAUCAUGCACUGGGAGGCCAGCCUGGGACCUCACCAAUGGUGCCCAGCUGACCUAUCACUCCAUGGCUCCCAACACUCCCCAUCUGAUAUGUUACAACUACCAAUAUGCCACCUACAUCACAACCGUCCAGCCAGGAGUAUAAGCUCACUGCAAGAGGGAGACAUAACCAGUGUGGGAUACACAGUGAGGGCAGGGGAGUUCAGAAGAGAGUCUGAUAUUCUGGACCCAAAACACAGUUAUGUCAAUAAAUAUGAGUGUGAUACGAUA